Laccaria bicolor S238N-H82 is the source of this 1686-nucleotide messenger RNA. RefSeq lists its product as uncharacterized. The record is from RefSeq and is a predicted model, not a curated record. The coding region runs from base 1 to 1686 and encodes 561 amino acids. Lineage: Eukaryota; Fungi; Basidiomycota; Agaricomycetes; Agaricales; Hydnangiaceae. Gene Ontology annotation, molecular function: nucleic acid binding; RNA-DNA hybrid ribonuclease activity. Gene Ontology annotation, biological process: DNA replication, removal of RNA primer. The transcript has 6 exons.
AUGCCUUCGAAGUCAGCUAAAGGCCCCGCGUUCUAUGCCGUUCACAAGGGAAGGAAAACAGGUGUCUUUCUCACUUGGGAUGAAUGCCUUGAACAAACCAACGGAUAUGCCGGUGCAAAGUUUAAGAAAUUUGUUAAUUCAACGGAAGCGGAACACUUUGUUACCUUUGGCAAUAGUUUAAAGGCUCUGGCUCCCGCCUUUUCGUUUGAUGUAGCAGAAGGUAACAAGGGAAAGAAACGGGCUUUGUCGCUUGACGUCGAAGAUGAGGUGGGAUGGGAUGUUGUUUACAGCGACGGGGCCUGCAAAGGGAACGGAAAAGUGGGAUCUGUUGCUGGCGUCGGUGUGUGGUGGGGACACAAUGACCCACGGAAUAUUGCGGAAAGGUGUCCUGGGGACCAGACAAACAACCGUGCAGAACUCAUAGCUAUCGCUCGCGUCUUGGAAUCGACGCCUAGAUCGAAGAAACCCUUGUUGAUCAAAACAGAUUCUCAAUACUCCAUUAACUGCUUUCAAAACUGGAUUUCAAACUGGUCUCGCAAUGGCUGGGUCAACUCGAGCAAAGAGCCAGUCAAGAAUGCUGGCAUUAUUCGUUAUAUAUCUGCUCUUCUUGAUUUGCGGGCAAAAUCCGGUCAAAAGGUUCGCCUGCAAUAUGUAAAGGGCCACAGUGGUGAUACAGGGAACGAUGGCGCAGAUGCGCAGGCGAAUCAAGGGACGACUCAACCCCCAAGAGGCGAACUUGAUUGGGCCGCGAUGGAAAAAGAGCUGAGGAGGAAGAUUGAGCUGGAAUGGCACGCACAGAAAGUGGAAGAUGCUGUUCCGGUAGAGGUUGUCUCUCUUGAGGACAAUGCGACAGCCAAUAAGGUGCUCCCUAGCUUGAGAAGAAGAACUGUAUCUCCACGUCGGGCUGAAACUCCCUCUCCGCAAAAGAAACAGAAUUCACGUAGGAUUCUCGAGUUGGAGGCCACUCUUGAGUCGCCUGUGCAAUCCCGCCCUUCGUCCUCGCAUGCGCCACAGGCGAUGCAGAUUCAGGAUAACACAGCAAGGUUGUCACCGUCAAAGGCCCCUUUGAGACCCUCAACUGUCGCUCCUCCGGUGCCAGUCAACGAGGAGGAUUUUGAGCUUGAUAGGGGAACCAUGUCUCUACAUGCGGACGAAACCUCCUCCCCAAAGAGGAAAGAGGCAAGCAUGCGCAGGUAUCUCCAGAUGGAGGCCGCUCUCAAGCCUUUUCUGCACUCUCGCUCCUUGUCUUCGCAUGCACCACUCGCGGCGCAGAUCAAGCGAGACGAUGCCGCAACGAUGCCACCGUCCGUGGCCCCUCUGAAAGCGUCAUCUGUCGUCUCUCCUCCGGCGCCAGUGAAGAAAGGGGGCUUUGACCCUGAUAGAAGAACCAUAUCCCCGCGUCCGGUCGAAAUUUCCUCACAGAAAAAAUCGUCGAGCCUCCACAGGAUUCUCGAGACGGAGGCUGCUUUAAAACCUCCUGUGCAAUCCCGUUCCCUGUCUUCGCAUGCACCGAAAGCGACGCAAGACGAUAAGACAAAGUUGCCUCCGUCAAUGACUACAGUGAAAUCCCCAUCCGUCGUUUCUGCUCCGGUGUCAGUGAACAAAGAGGACCUUGAUUUUGACAUGUAUGUAGACUGCCUUUUAGAUGAUGAUGACCUGGCAAACGACUUUUCCGAGUCUGACUGA